Messenger RNA from Chelonus insularis, 2059 nucleotides. RefSeq lists its product as uncharacterized. The transcript is spliced from 7 exons. The record is from RefSeq and is a predicted model, not a curated record. Lineage: Eukaryota; Metazoa; Arthropoda; Insecta; Hymenoptera; Braconidae. The coding region runs from base 1 to 711 and encodes 236 amino acids.
AUGAAUGGGGCUGUGGAUAAACCAAAUGGUAAACAAACAAAUUCGUAUAAUUUGCAAUCCGACCAACUGUACUCAGUGCUUUGGUAUAAAGAUAAUGAUGAAUUUUACAAGUACGUGAACUCGGAUCAAAGCCAACACAUUUACGAAGUGGAGGGCAUCAACGUUUAUCCUCAUAAGCCUGAUAGUCAGAAGGUGAUACUACAGCAAGUAACUUUGGAUGCUACAGGAGUAUAUAAAUGCGAAGUUAGCGCUGAAGCUCCGCAAUUUGCUACAGCUCAUGGGCAAGCCUACAUGGAAGUUAUUGCUCCUCCAACUGAGGGCCCGACUAUCACAGGCGUGGAAAAUAUAUAUGCUACUGGUGAUAUUCUGGCUCUUAAUUGCACAAGUGGAAAAUCUUAUCCAGCAGCACAAAUCACGUGGUUUAUUAACGAUAUCAAGGUGAAAGCAGACUCUGAAAUGAUCAUCCGCCAUCGUGAUCUCUUAUCAACUGUAUCAAGUUUGCGACUUGAAGUGGGUCCACAUCAUUUAACUGUUGGAAGGAUUAACGUGAGAUGUGUAUCAAUAGUUAGAACGAGUGAACGAGCUACUGAACGUUUUGAGGACUUAAGAGAAACCAAUAUUUUAGUUCAAGGACGUACAAGUUUCAUCGGACCCUGUCUUCCACUCCUGAUAGCAAUGAUGAUACUACAUCAAACACUUGUGAUGAAUUGAAUCCUGAUGAAUAAAACAAAGGGUUCCAUUCUGUGUUCCAGGAGCCUUAACAAAGACAACGAAGGCUGUGAAGAUAGAGAAAGCAUGUGUAAAAAAUUGAAGGAGUGAUUACGACAUAUAUAUGGGAGAAUGUUUCGUGACCAAAGACAAUCAUGUUCCAAUAAUGAAAAAUUGUGAAAAAUUACUGAGGGAGUCAUUAAGAAAUUAAUUAUAAUCGUUAUUGUACAGAUGAGAAUGUAUGAUGCGUUUGAGUUAUUAAAGAUCAGCGAUUUUCCUCUAAGUUUCCACUUAUAUAUCUUUCACGUUGUUCUUUUAACGAUACAUAUAUAUUUACACACACACGUCCGGUUUUAUUACACUCGAGACGUAAAUCGAGUAAUAAAUUGUUAUGAGCACAAUACUACUAUUAUUUCAACAGCUUAAUGAAUAUUUACAAAGAUAGGAGAUACAGUGGAGUUCAACAUUGGAGGAUCUUUUCAAGAAAAUGGAAAUUUUUCAUCAUUAUUACUUUUAUUUCUGCUCCAUAAUCGUAUUUUAAUGAACCAGGAUACCAACUACAAGUAAUUGUCCAAUUUUGUUCUUAUUAUUUUCAACAAUACAAGACUUUAAUAACAAAAAAUGUAAUUACCUUCGAAUUUCUUUGGUUAUUUUACCAAAAUUAUUAUUUUUUCUGUUUAAAAAACGACUGCUGAUAAGAUCACAAAUAAAAUUUGUAUCCCUCAGUUACAUGUCAGAUGCUCUACUGUUUGGGCUUUCCCAUGCUUCUCUUUUUUUUCAUUUACACAUUUUACUAUGUGAUAAUUUUACAAAAGAGAUCAAUACUUUGUAAAGUCAAUAAUGAAACUAAAUUGAGAGGUAGAAAUUAAUGUUAGUUGUGUACAUAAAUUUUCUAAAAAAUAUUUUUCAAAAUUUUAUUCUUUUAAACUGAAUCAGUAGAAACAACUGUGAAUGAACGAUUGAACUGGUGCUGACAAUCAGUAAAUAGUUAGUGAUUUGAAUCAGGGGUGAUCACAGUGGUUUUUACUGAUUUAAUUUGAGAGAGUAGAAACAUUUGUUCGGUCAAAAUCCAUUGGGAAUGAUUUUGUGUGUUUUUUUCAGAAUUUAUACACAAUAAACAAAUAGUAAAAAUUGAUAAUUAAAAUCUAAAUCAACAUUUUCUACAGUGGAGAUUAUCAUCCCAAAGAUGUUUCCUGGCUCAUAAACAAAUGGUAGGGGGCUGGAGGUAAAAUAAAGAAUGUUACACUUAAUAAAAAAUAGAGCUAAUAAUGAUAAUACGUAUUAUUUAUGUGUAUUCUAACUAUUCCAACCAGAAAUUGUUGAAAUUAUAAAAGCUUUCGAAAAAAUUAUA